Messenger RNA from Triticum turgidum subsp. durum (durum wheat), 828 nucleotides. NCBI's taxonomy places the organism in Eukaryota, Viridiplantae, Streptophyta, Magnoliopsida, Poales, Poaceae. The record is from the annotation of a GenBank genome assembly.
AUGGCGAGAGCCUGCAAGUGCAGCCCCGCGGUGAGGCUGCUGCCGUAUCCGAUCACAGCACAGCUGGCGGGCAGCAGGAGCCACGGAAGAUGCAGAAGCCUCGCCGUUCACGCGCAGCUCCCAACCGAGGAUGAUUACCCCGCCGAGUCACCGAAAAGGGUCCAGGUUACACAGAGCCUCAGGAGGAGCCGCCGGAGGGGGCCCGGCGCGCGGCAGAGCCUGGUGUCCGUCGGGACGUCGCGCGGCGGAGGGGAUCAGUGGAGCAGCGACUUCGAGCUGACGCUCCGGCAGCUGAGGCUGGACGACCUGAUCGAGGAGGGGCAGAGCGACGCCGACGUCCUGGUGCACCUUCUAGUCCAGCAGGUAACUGACAGAGAAAAUAUGCACCGAGCAAGUGAGCAGCUGACUGAUAGCUGUGAGAUGUUCGUCUGCUUUCAGCACACCCAGUUCGGAAUGUCGAUCAAAGGGCGAGUGGUCACAUCGCUCACCAAAAUAUGCGAUUCCUGCUCCGCCCCAUACUGCACAAAGAUUGAUGAGCAGUUCGACAUUACGGUGCUGUCUUCCUCCAGGAAAGACCAGAGCGGGUUGCCUGAAAUCGGAGACAGCGAUCCGUCAGUCAUGUAUGUGAAGCCAGGAACAGAAAUCGAUAUCGACUCGUCAAUCCAAGAGACAAUACGACUAACAGCGUCAGCCAAGAGUUCAUGUUCGGAGGCGUGUGAGAAGUCUCCUGUCGUGUGGAAACGUGCUGGUAACCAGAAGAAGCGUUACAGCCAAACGUGGUCAAAACUUCUUGAUCUCAAGAGAACUCUGGAUAAGGCGCACAGCUAA